Eriocheir sinensis (Chinese mitten crab) is the source of this 825-nucleotide messenger RNA. RefSeq names its product NADH dehydrogenase [ubiquinone] 1 alpha subcomplex subunit 13-like (gene ND-B16.6). The record is from RefSeq and is a predicted model, not a curated record. Bases 51 to 497 code for a protein of 148 amino acids. Lineage: Eukaryota; Metazoa; Arthropoda; Malacostraca; Decapoda; Varunidae. The transcript has 4 exons.
GCGAGGAUGGUGCCAGGUGCCGGGGGUGAGAGAACCGGGGAGCAGCGAAGAUGGCGGCGCCGACCCAAGACCUUCCUCCCCGGGGUGGCUACGCGCCCAUCAACUUCACCCGGAUCCCCGCCAGGUCAUAUUUUAAUGGGUACCAGCUGUUCGCCGGCUUCGGGGUGGUGACGGCAAUGGGCUGCUACCUCUACUACAAGACCUACAAGCAGAUUAGACAGGAGGAUAUAGAGAUGCGCAGCGGACAACUGGCGCUGGAGCCGAUGAUGAUGGCGGAGCGCGACCGGGAGUUCCUCAAGCAACUCAAGCGGAACAGGGACGAGGAGACCAAGCUGAUGGCCAACGUCGAGGGCUGGGAGGUCGGCACAUACCACGGCGAGCCCAUCUACAAGACCGUGCCCAAGGAUACCUUCGUCGACCCCCUCAUCCAGGAGUAUUUCGCGCACGGGCCCUCCAAAGCUUACACCAAGAACGCCUUCUUCUCCCUCUUCACCUAAGCCCUUCGUCCCGCCCUGGUCGUAAGGCGCCGUUUGACCUGAUGUGCCGAAGGGUGUCUUGGGAGGGGUAAGGGAAAGGAGGAGGAAGGAAAGAAUGAGCGAAGUAAUAUUGGUGUUGAUGUUUUAAGAGGUAGAAAGAUUGAAAGGGAGAUGGAGAGAGGAAGAGGGAGAUUGAAGUAGUAGAAAUGAAGAGGAAGAGGACGAGGAGGAGGGGUUAAGAGAUAGAGACAGAGAGAAAGGGUACUGUUGAAGAUGAGUUUUGUGUAUAUAUAUUUAGUUAAGGGAAAAGGAGGAGAUGGAAAAAAAUAAAUUGUAAUAAAGUUAAUAA